GUGACCGCCGGGUUCGGGGCGCAGAGGCUGGUGAGGCACCGGCGGCCACGCCGCGGAGGCCGCGGAGCGAGGGGAGCCGAACGUCUGGGCCCGCGCGCAUGGAGGUGGCUCCGGCAGCAGCCUGAGGCCCUCGGGGCCAGCGAGACCUCACGCAUCCCUCGAGCCUGCCCGCGCCACCCGGCGGCGCAGGCGCGGCCAUGGCGACGGGCACCCAGCAGAAGGAGAACACGCUGCUUCACCUCUUCGCCGGCGGGUGUGGGGGCACAGUGGGUGCUAUUUUCACUUGUCCACUAGAAGUCAUUAAGACGAGGUUGCAGUCUUCGAGAUUAGCUCUCCGUACAGUCUACUAUCCUCAGGUUCAUCUGGGGACCAUCAGUGGAGCUGGAAUGGUGAGACCAACGUCCAUGACACCUGGACUCUUACAGGUUCUGAAGUCAAUCUUGGAGAAGGAGGGACCAAAGUCGCUUUUUAGAGGCUUGGGUCCAAAUUUGGUUGGAGUUGCACCAUCAAGGGCUGUGUACUUUGCAUGUUACUCCAAAGCCAAAGAGCAAUUUAAUGGCAUUUUCGUGCCUAACAGCAAUAUUGUGCAUAUUUUCUCGGCUGGCUCUGCAGCUUUUAUCACAAAUUCCUUAAUGAAUCCUAUAUGGAUGGUUAAAACCCGGAUGCAACUAGAACGGAAAGUGAGGGGCUCCAAGCAGAUGAAUACACUCCAGUGUGCUCGUUAUGUGUACCAGACAGAAGGCAUUCGCGGCUUCUAUAGAGGAUUAACUGCCUCCUAUGCUGGGAUUUCAGAAACUAUCAUCUGUUUUGCUAUUUAUGAAAGUUUAAAGAAGUAUCUGAAAGGAGCUCCAUUAGCCUCUUCUGCAAACGGGACUGAGAAAAAUUCUACAAAUUUUCUUGGACUUAUGGCAGCUGCUGCUGUUUCUAAGGGAUGUGCCUCCUGUAUUGCUUAUCCACAUGAAGUCAUAAGGACUCGGCUCCGGGAGGAGGGCACCAAAUAUAAGUCUUUCAUCCAGACGGCACGCCUGGUGUUCCGGGAGGAAGGCUACCUCGCCUUUUACAGAGGACUCUUUGCACAGCUCAUCCGGCAGAUCCCAAAUACUGCCAUUGUGUUAUCCACCUAUGAGUUAAUUGUGUACCUCUUAGAAGACCAUACUCAGUAACAGGCCAGAAAAUUGUGCUCUAGAAGAAUAAAACUGAAAAACUCUAUAGAGAA
Cynocephalus volans (Philippine flying lemur) is the source of this 1216-nucleotide messenger RNA. RefSeq names its product solute carrier family 25 member 33 (gene SLC25A33). The coding region runs from base 198 to 1163 and encodes 321 amino acids. The transcript is spliced from 7 exons. Lineage: Eukaryota; Metazoa; Chordata; Mammalia; Dermoptera; Cynocephalidae. The record is from RefSeq and is a predicted model, not a curated record. Gene Ontology annotation, molecular function: pyrimidine nucleotide transmembrane transporter activity. Gene Ontology annotation, biological process: pyrimidine nucleotide import into mitochondrion. Gene Ontology annotation, cellular component: mitochondrion.